CGCCCUCCGCCCUCCCGCUUGCCGUUAGGGAGGCUCUGCGCCUCAGCCGCUGACUCUAUUGCCGCUCCCGCCCCUUCUUUCGCGUCUCCGCCGCCGCCACCGCCGGGGGGAAUCCGGGGGUUGCUACCGGGCUGGCCCCGUGCCACAGUCGUCGCUUCAGCCUCCCCUCUACGGCCGCCUCAGGAAGAGGCUCGCCGUUCGUGGAGCCACUUGGGGCUUCCGUUCUCGCCCUCUUGCUGUCGCCGCCGGUCCUGGAGAAACGGCCGCGGCCAGGGGACGGGGCUUCGCGGUUCGAACGAUUAACUGCUGAAGUACUGAUCGAGUUCUGCGUUUCUUCAAUGAGGAACUACAGGUUGAUCUUCUGUCAUAAUCUCAAACAACCAUAAAUGACAAAAGAAUGCUUGCUCAGUGAGGGUAGCUGGUGCAGAAGCCAUUUUUUAAACUUAGGUGUUUAAGUACUCAGAGAAAAGACAGCUUUGAUUUCUGGCUGCAAAAAAGAUAUGAGGAAGAGCUCCUCCCCUUCCUUGAGUAACUGCAACUCCGUUCUUGCUAACAAAAUAUUUGGAAUUCCACUUGAUGAGCUGCAGCAGGGAGGACAUCCAGACAAUGAGGUUCCAUUCAUAGUCCGCCACGUUGUGGACUAUAUUGAGGAACAUGGCGGUCUGGAGCAGCAAGGGCUUUUUCAAGUCAAUGGAAAUGCUGAGACAGUGGAGUGGCUUCGGCAGAGAUACGACAGUGGAGAAGAGGUGGAUUUGGUUAAGGAAGCAGAUAUUCCUUCAGCUAUUAGUCUCCUUAGGUUUUUCCUUCAAGAACUUCCUGAACCUGUUAUUCCUGGCAGUUUGCAUAUUCACUUGAUGCACCUUUCUCAAGAUUAUAAUAAUGAAGAUGAAUUUGGAAGAAAGUUGAGGUUCCUCUUGCAACAGCUUCCACCUGUUAAUUACAGUUUGUUAAAGUUUCUGUGUAGAUUUUUAGCCAAUGUAGCAUCACAUCAUGAAGAAAUUUGGUCUGCAAAUUCUUUGGCUGAUGUCUUUGGUCCAGAUGUCUUCCACAUUUACACAGAUGUGGAAGAUAUGAAAGAACAAGAAAUAGUGAGCAGGAUAAUGGCAGGACUUUUGGAAAAUUACUAUGAAUUUUUCGAGAAUGAAGAGGAAGAUUUUUCAUCAAAUGAUUUGAGCUCAAUUACUGAACAGGUUAAUGACCUUUCAGAGGAAGAAGAUGAAAAGCUGGAACAUAUAGAAGAACUUCCAGAAGAAGGUGCAGAAAAAUCAAAUGACAUGCCAGAGGUUGUACAAUUAAGGAUGACUGAAAACAUCUUGGAAUCAAAUAGUGUUAUUGCAUCAACAAGUGCCCGUAUGUCUCCCACCAACAUCUUACCAGCCUCUGCAGAUGCUUUAGAAAGAACUAUUAGAGUGGCUGUGGAACAGCACCUUUUCGAUCUGCAGAGCAACAUAGAUCAUGAUCUUAAGAAUUUAGAGCAGCAAAGCAUGGUGUGUAAUAAUGAAGCAGGAAGUAUUAGUUGUGAUGAAGAAAGACCUAAUAAUCAGGUUGAUACUGCUGAUGGUAUUAUUAAUGCCAGUAAUAGCAACAAGGAGUGUUCAGAACCUGUGGCUGGCACUAAUUUAGACAGUGAAGUCAUACAACAAGAUUUUGUAUUUGAGGAUGAAGAAAAUAAUCAGUCUGCAGGUAUUCUGCUAGAGCCAUGCAGUGACCGGGGGGAUGGUGAAGACGGCUAUCCAGAGAGGAAAGAAUAUGUGGUAAUUGACAGUGAUGAAUUGUCACAUUUUGUUCUGGAAUCUAGUAGCAAGAUAUGUGACUUGAAUGCCAACACUGAAUCAGAAGUCCCAGGAGGUCAAAGUGUUGGUGUUCAAGGAGAAGCAGCAUGUAUCCAAAUUCCACAUUUAGAACUGAAGAAUGCUUCUGAUGGUGAUAAAUGGGAAGCGUCAUGCCCUAUCACUUUUCCCCUCAUUGAUUUCAAAACAAUGCAUCUGCAGAGAGAUGGGGAGGAGCCAUUUCCUGCAUUUAAGUCUUGGCAGGAAGACUCAGAGUCUGGAGAAGCUCAGCUGUCUCCACAAGCUGGAAGAAUGAACCAUCACCCUCUGGAAGGGGACUGUCCUCCAGUAUUAUCACAUCGCAGUUUAGAUUUUGGACAAAGCCAGCGUUUCCUACAUGAUCCAGAAACACUGAACUCCUCGUCUAAAGCACUUUCUUAUGCUAGGAUUCGAAGAUCAUCCUUUAGUACAAAAGAUGAAAAAAGAGAAGACAGAACACCUUAUCAGUUGGUCAAGAAACUUCAGAAAAGAAUCAGACAAUUUGAGGAGCAGUUUGAAAAGGAAAAAAAUAGCAAGCCCUCCUACAGUGAUAUUGCAGCCAACCCAAAGGUGUUAAAAUGGAUGACAGAGCUUACCAAACUGCGGAAGCAAAUCAAAGAUGCAAAACCCAAAAGCUCUGAUGGAGAGUUUGUAACACAGACCCGUCCACGGAGUAACACUCUUCCAAAAAGUUUUGGCUCUUCUCUAGACCAUGAAGGUGAAGCAAGUGAGGAGGAAUCUAGAGGCAUUCAGAAGGAGAAAAAACCAUCUAAGGAAGCAACCCUUGAAUUUAUUCUAAAAAAACUGAAGGAAAAACGUAUUGAAAGAUGUCUUCCAGAAGAUAUUAAGAAAAUGACAAAAGAUCAUUUGGUUGAAGAGAAAACUACUCUCCAGAAAAGUCUUCUUUACUAUGAAAGUCAACAUGGAAGGCCGGUGACAAGAGAAGAAAGGCACAUUGUUAAACCUCUCUAUGAUAGAUACAGGCUUGUAAAACAGAUGCUGACAAGAGCUAGCAUCACUCCUAUCCUUUCUUCAUUGGAAAACUCAGAAUCUGAUACUGAAGAAAAUAAAAAAUUGGCUCUGGAUCUCCGAUUGUCAAGUACUCGAGCAGCUUCUAUGCCUGAAUUAUUGGAACAACUUUGGAAAGCCAGAGCUGAAAAAAAGAAACUACGUAAAACAUUACGGGAAUUUGAGGAAGCGUUUUACCAACAAAAUGGAAGGAAUGCCCAGAAAGAGGAUCGUGUUCCAGUGCUUGAGGAAUACAAGGAGUAUAAGAAAAUUAAAGCCAAGCUCAGACUUCUUGAAGUGCUUAUCAGCAAACAGGAUUCUUCAAAAUCCAUAUAGAAUGUGCUCCUUGAAAAUUCACAUCAUAAAGUCAGUUGUAUUUCUUGACGCUAUCAUCAUGUGUACUUGACUGGUCUUUGAGUUCAUUUUGUCAGGCAAUCAGAGGAUUUCAUUUUGUAUGUGGUUGUGGAGCCACUAAGCAGGGAGGGAGGGUCAGCAGGCCCUCAGGAGUGUAGGUGGUGUGCCAUGCGACACCGUUGGCACACGUGCAGUCUCCUUCAUUCUGUGCUACCAACACGUCCUGUUAGCAAAAGACUAGAAUUUUAUCCUUUCAACUUCAAGAACUUUGGAAAUGCAAAGCUUUUUGUUACUACUUUUUUCUUUUCUUUUCUUUUCUUUUUUUUUUUUUUUACAUUACUGAAGAAAACUGAGAGGAAAAGCUUCAGACUGAACUCUUCGGUUGCCUUUUUCUUACAGAGUGACUGAAAGUAUAAAGGAAAAAUCUGUAGAAGUGCAUAUACGCAACUGUUCCGUUUUCCUACAAAACAAAAAUCAAACUCAGAUUGCAAAUUCUUCUGUGGAGCAACUUUCUGUUCAAUUCCCAAAGUGACACCUUCUCACAGGUAGAAUAUUAGCAAGAUUUAGCAGUUCAGUGGUCACACAGCUCUUGGAGGAAGAUAACAUUAGGUAGACCAAAAAUGACCUUGGUUAGCCUAUUAAAAACAUACUGCACACAUCACACACGGAACUGAAUCAUACCACAUGCUGCCUAUGGGGCUUACGUUUGUUCCUAAGUUACAAUUUUUCAGCUGAGGAUGUAUUUUUUCAGGAUCAGAUUCUGGGCUGUUUCCCCAAUUACCUCCAGAUAAUUUGAGCAAACAGCCAUGUCCAUAUGUAGAGAUGGUGCUCAGAUUUUUGUGUUGAAUCAAAUGGACCUAAAUUGGUAAUCAUUAUGUCUAAGUAAAUGAUUUCAUAACAAGGGCUAUACCACUGCAUUUUUACCUGAACUUCAGGGGGCUGUGUUUUUUUCUUUUCCUCUUUAAAAUCAACAAAAUCUACAAUGAAACACACUCUAAAAGAUACCACCUUUUGCUUAGUCACAUUCUGUUGAAGCACCAUUUGCAGUAUGUGUAGUGGUAAGCCCCUUGUCGUACACUCUUUACACUCUUAACAUCUUCUGUUCUUUGGCCUUGCAUGGCUUUUCUUCAGGUACUCUUGGUAUCCUGCUAAUCAUUUUUACCAAAGGGUGACUUCAUUUGUAUUAACAAUAAAACAGGCUUAAUCUAAGUGUUAAUUUCUCUUCCUGGUGCUUGGGUUGAUGAUGAGUGCCUCAUUCUGUGCUCAUGAUUUGCAUGCAACAACUCAUGCAUGGUUUUAAUUAGCUAAUAUUAAAAAAAUGUGUUUCAUACAAAAAAUGGAAUUUUGCAAUAUUAUUUAAUAAGGUGAGGGAAGCAUGAACCUCAAACUUCUGGCACUAUUACAUAGUAAGCACAUGAAGUAGCUUAAUAAUGUGUUUCUAGUACUUCACAUUUCACUUAUAUGUGCAAUGUCUUUUUGGGGAAAGGGGAGGCAAUCCAGUGGUAGUGAAUGUGUAUUGGAGGAAUUAAAAAAGCACUAAACCCAGCCUGCCUUGUGUAUUUCAUUUUGAUUCUAGGUUAUUCAUAGUGUUAUUCCUAAGUAAAAUUGAAAACCCCAGAAGAUACAUCACUUUGAUUUGCCUCCUUCGUGCGGUGUACAUUUAAUUGUUUUGGUCUCUAUAUAGUGUGACAUCUGAUUUUAUGUGUAUCGUUUGUUUUAUAUACCACAUGCACAAAUCUCCAUUUGCACUAUUUAAGUGUUUUAAAUAAUAUAUUCCUUCUUUAUAAUGGUAUAUCUAUUUGAGUAGCUAUUUUUAGAAGUCAUUGGCCUCCCUGGUUUCAGUUUAGAAUUAACAGCUACAUUAUGAUGUUGGUGGUUCAGUGUUAAUGUUUGGCUAUGAAUAGAGUAGGUAAAUGGGACAUGGCAGCACUUAUGCUAUGUGGAAUUAUUGUGUUAUAGUUGGGCAGUAGAUGGCAGAAGUAGGGAGUUUAUGGUAAAAAAAGUGUGUAUCUAUAUACCAGUAUUAUAUAGAUAUAUAUGUUCACUAAUUGCAUUACUGUGUCUAACACUUCACUGUACUGUGUCUUUUGUAAUAAAAGAACUUCCAUGUUCUAAGUAAUUAUAAAUUUAUGUUUUUGCAGUUGGUGUUUUAAAAAGUUAGACUUCACAUACUCCUUUUUCUGAUUUUAGCCUGAGUGAUUUGGCUGACCACAGGAAGGCCAGGAGAGGCUGAUGAGUCAGCAUUUAUUGUUACAAUGAAUUACCCUAUUAAGAAAACUUGAAUGCAUCUUUCUGAAAGAAUAAUCUGGCCUUACAAGGUAGUAAU
Octodon degus (degu) is the source of this 5496-nucleotide messenger RNA. RefSeq names its product family with sequence similarity 13 member B (gene Fam13b). The record is from RefSeq and is a predicted model, not a curated record. The transcript is spliced from 23 exons. Gene Ontology annotation, biological process: signal transduction. The coding region runs from base 501 to 3152 and encodes 883 amino acids. NCBI's taxonomy places the organism in Eukaryota, Metazoa, Chordata, Mammalia, Rodentia, Octodontidae.